This is a messenger RNA of Arabidopsis arenosa, 1573 nucleotides long. Lineage: Eukaryota; Viridiplantae; Streptophyta; Magnoliopsida; Brassicales; Brassicaceae. The record is from the annotation of a GenBank genome assembly.
AGAAGAGAAUAACUGCUAAAGGAGAUGAAGAUCGAGGAGGAUCAAGGUUACAUCAACGUACUCAAACGAGCAACAAAGCUUCUAUGGGGUAACAUCAAUCUCGUUCUCUUCCUCUGCCUUUGCUCUCUCCCUCUCUUUUGUUUCUUGAUCUUCUUCGAGCUCUCACUUCAAACCACUGUCUCACUCGCUUCUCAAUACCUCGUUCGACAACUCAAUAAUUGGAAUUACUACUACGUUCCUCGAGAUGCUGCCUUGUCGGAGAAUCUGCUUCCAUUGCUUAUCCAGACAUUUCUACUCUACUUGUUCCCGUACAGCCUUCUAGACCUCCUCACCACCACCAUAAUAGUCUCCGCAUCUUGGAUUGUUCACACGUCCGAGGAGGAACCGUUAAGGUUCGGUCAAUUGGUUCGGAGAACCGUAGAGAUAUGUCAAAACAGACUUGAAGGUUGUCUGAUCACCUCUCUGUACAUCCUUCUGAUGUCAACCCCUGUUCUCUUUGGUUUCUUCUUUGUAGCAACGAACUAUUUCUACAUCAUUUCUCUGAUCGGAUUAGGAGAAUACUCACACUACUAUUAUAUCGAUCUGGAUGAAGAUAGCGGAGGUUAUUACAGAAGCAGCCGCUUCGACGAUCCGGUAAAGAUGUUGUUUGAUGCAGCUAUGGCUAUGUUUCAUGGUGCUAUCUUUCUCGUUUUGCUGGCGAUGUUCAGCAAGUGGAGUGCGGCAUGGAACAUGGGUUUGGUUAUCUCGGUGUUAGAAGAAGAUCAAGAAGAAGGUCAAAACAUCUAUGGAACCGAUGCCCUGACGAUCUCUGCUAAAUAUGGAAAAGGACAUGAGAAGCGCGGUCUCCAAGUGAUGCUGGUGUUCUUGGUCUUCGCUAUUGCGAUGAGGAUGCCAUGUUUUUGCUUCAAAUGCACUGAGAGUUCGAAUGGACAUAGAGUGCUGUACACGAGUUUCUAUGUGGGUUUGAUCUGUGUUGGGAAUAUGAUCAAAUGGGUGGCUUGUGUAGUGUUUUAUGAAGAUUGUAGAACCAAGGUUUUGGAGAAGAAAGACAUCUCUGCUCUACUUCUUUCCCUACACUAUUAUCGACCUCCUUACCACCACCACGAUCGUUGCAGCAUCUUCGAUUUCUUACACGUCCGAGGAAGAACCCUUGGGACUGCUUUAUCUGUUCUGGCUGCAAAGUUCAGCAAAUGGAGCGCGGGAUGGAACAUUAGUAUGGUUGUUUCGGUCUUAGAGGAAGAAGAAGAUGGUAAAGGCAUCUAUGGAAGCAGUGCUUUGUCUCUUUCAGCUUGGUACUUAAGAGUUAAGAGGACAAGAGAAGCGUGACCUCUGGAUGAUGCUAGUGUUCUUUGUCGGCGCUCUUGUGACGAGGAUGCCAUGUUUAUACUACAAAUGCAGUGAAAGUCUGAGUGGGAAUGGAGUGUUGUACACUGGUCUUUAUGUAGGUUUGAUUUGUGUUGGUAAUAUGAUCAAAUGGGUGUCUUGUGUUGUUUGUUACCGUGAUUGUAACACAAGGGUUUUGAGGAAGAAGGGUGAUGUAGAGAUUGGAUCAAAAGAAAUUGUUUGUGACCAA